AUGCAGGUCCGCUGCGACCGAGGCAACCCAUGUGGCAACUGCCAGGAUACAAAGUCAACCUGCAGUCGCGACAGAACAGUCCGACGCAUCCGAAAAUGCGUGUCUCGACAGCAAAGGGAACGCAGUCGCAGUUUACGCCUGCAAUCCGUUCCUGAGACGGGGGUAGAUGAAGCAGAAGCCUCACUGGUUGAGAGAGUUGUAUCAAGCAAUUCACCAAAGAGCAAUGUAGACGAGGUCUACGGAGCUAUCUCUCGAGGUCCUCUAUACGAUGCGCAGUUUACCAUCCAGCAUCAAUUGAAACGUCUACAAGGUCUUACUUUGGAUCGACGGCAAGUGUUAGAGUCAGCGCUUUGUGUACCAAGGCAGCUUUUGGAUGAUUUUGGAGACUCGGCACAUCCAAAUGGAACUAGCUAUCAGAUUGAAGAGCAGCCCAGGGUUCCUUCAGCUGAGUUGUUAGCCUGGAUGCUGAAAGACAUUGAAAGCGACAGAUUUGGACCAUAUGUUGCCGACUACUUCCGACAUAUAUCAAAAGCAACGUUAAAGCAUAUGGGACUGUCACUUCUUCGAAAAGAAGCAUCACCGCAUGACUCUACGCUUUAUACUGUCUGCUUCAAUGCUAUGGCUUUCAAAUUCCAUACCACGACUAUGAACAUGGACAACGAUAGUGAUUUACUUCCCGAACUACAGCAGAGUGCGCUACAGUAUCGAGAAACAGCACAGGCGGCAUUGCAAAAGAUUCCUAUGUUGAUACCACCGUCUCUUGCGCUUUUACAGGCACUCUUAUGUGGUAUAUUUCUCCAUCAAGGAUCAGGAAAUGCCAGCUUAUGCUGGGAGCUCACCAAAUCUGCCUGUCGAACCUGCAUUGAUAUUGGUCUUGACACAAUUGUUCUCCAAGGAAAAGCUACAGAGGAAGAAUACUACUGCUUCAUGUGGUGUUACAUGCUCGAUCGAAAUUAUGUCUUCAAGCUAGGGCGAACCCGUUGCUUUCUCGAUAUUCAACUACCAUCUGAUACGUCUGUCAAUCACCGACCCAUGGGAGAGCUUUUGCAAAUAUACGUGGAUCUAGCAAGGGUACAGGCUGCUGUAAUCCCAUAUCUACAGAGUCAGUCGGGAAGUGAAGAUGCAUCGCUGCACGCUUUUAAGGGAUCUUUAUUACAGCAGAUGCAACGCAUCCACGAAAGGAUAGACCAUAUUGCCUCUCUUCCCUCUCCCUGGAAGGGACUGGAUAUCCAGACAGAGGUCGCAGCAUUGAAAUUCGCAUAUCAUUCCGUCAUGACUGCUAUUUUCUAUCUAUUCGAAACACACGAUGCACCACGAAAGCCUUAUCUCCAGUCUGCACGACAAGAACUAUCAGCUCUGGUGGCGAUGUGUCUUUCUGCUGAGAAGCAGAGCGUUGUUGCGUUCCUACAUUGGACCAUCCUCUUCUACCCCCUAACCGCAUACUUUGUCCUCUUCUGCAACGUCGUCGCCACCUCCGACACAGCCGACUUUAACCUCAUGAAAGCCAUCGCGGACUGUCUCAACCACGGCGGAACAGUCAGUCGGCCCAUUGCCCAGUUGCGAGUGUUAUUCCAGAAAUUUCUCUCCCUUUCGUCGGGGUUCUUCGAGAGAGAGUCGGGUGGAGAUCAGACUGUUCAAGUCCAGGUGCAGCAUCCGUCUUAUCCGGUGGAAAGUCCAUUUCUCUUACCCUGGGGGGAGAAUGGUACUGCUUUCAACCAGAGCAUGCUGGGGGUGGAUGGGUAUGAAGGGUUUAAUGUGCAAGAGACAUGGCCGUUUUUGGCGUUUAAUGAUUCGGUGUCAUUUUUGGAUGGUGAUGUUAAUUGA
This is a messenger RNA of Aspergillus wentii DTO 134E9, 1824 nucleotides long. RefSeq names its product fungal specific transcription factor domain-containing protein. Gene Ontology annotation, biological process: DNA-templated transcription. Bases 1 to 1824 code for a protein of 607 amino acids. The transcript is spliced from 5 exons. Lineage: Eukaryota; Fungi; Ascomycota; Eurotiomycetes; Eurotiales; Aspergillaceae. The record is from RefSeq and is a predicted model, not a curated record. Gene Ontology annotation, molecular function: DNA binding; zinc ion binding.